Oppiella nova is the source of this 2702-nucleotide messenger RNA. NCBI's taxonomy places the organism in Eukaryota, Metazoa, Arthropoda, Arachnida, Sarcoptiformes, Oppiidae. The record is from the annotation of a GenBank genome assembly.
UCUUUUCGUUGGGAUCCCUCAGCGUUAAGAUGUCUCCGGAGGGCUGGGCAUGGCUUGUAUGCGGGCGCCGACUGUUUGUUUGGAAAUAUAAACAAAACGACAUGAGAAGAAGUUGUUGCUGUUAUGAACUCCAAUUACCACCGAGUGAUUUGGCACAUAAAGCAGAUCUCGUUUGUGUUUUAGACAACAGUCAAAACUCGCAAUCAGUUCCCUCUACCAUAGCUGUCACUCCCGAAGGAAUUGUUAGGUUUUGGCCAAACAUUGCAUACGAAGGCCACUCAAUUGAGUCCAUAGCUAGCGAUCUUCAGGGCCAGGAAUGUGCAUCGCUUACAGAUAUCCAGCCCUAUGGCUGCAUAUUAGGCACGACUACGAGCUCUUUAGUUCACAUAACAGUGAAUAACAUUGAGGGCCAAAACACAAUCAUUUGCCGAACACUGAAAGCACCGCAAGGAGUGUUGGCUGGCUUUGGCCGUAGAGUCACAUCCCUGUUGUUCGGCUCAAUGCCUGCCACCCAGUCGUCUGAAUCGAAACAGCUGUUUAAAGUGGUUCGCAGCCAUUCAUCAAACCUCUCGGAUGAGCUCUAUAUAUGGGUUCUCUCGAGUGUUUCCGCUCAAAAGUGGCUAAUAAUUGAUGAACACUCUGAACGACUAAUUGAAGACAUGGAUUUGGAAAGACCUGUGAAAGACGCCUUUCUCGACAAAGUUUGGAACCGAGAGACCACUCAUCCGAACCAAUUGAAGAUAUGGCUCAUUGACAUUGGCUUCACUAAGACUAAUGAAAUGGUUUUAUUAGUGGCCGGACUUAACGCUGAUGUCUCCAAUCAACUUUAUUAUGCUGUCCUCACAUUCAGUCACAACGAGUCCAGGCCUGAGCCCAACAUAUCGUUCAACUCAUUCACUGUAUUGCGAAACCAUACCGUCUGUUACGUGGAGGAAGAAGAGGAACAGCUUCUUAACCUACACUUACUCUCCGGAACUAUCAAUAGCCAAAUGGUUUACAUAUACAGCACAUCACAAACUAUUGAUGAGGAUAUCCUUCAAACCGACGAUAAACUAAAAGCACUUAAAAAGGCUUUUGUGUUGUUUUCUAAAGGAGAUCGAGCGCGAAGUCAGUACUUAGUGAAAGAGCUCUUCCCUCCCAUCACCACAGCUGUAGAGAGCGAUCGACUCGACGAUUCUGUAGUCGCCCUCAGCGCUGACCUAUGCGACCAAAUACCGCAUUCAGACCCUCGUUGGGCUGAGUCCGGCUCCCAAAACCAGUAUAGCAUUGAGAGUCUAACCGCUUCUGUCAUUAUUGCCAAUCAAAUUGACGAGAAGCUAAAGAGUCACCGAAUUCUUAUAGAAUUCCUCAAAACAUGUAAUCUUUGGGAACGACUGUCUUCUGUGACAGUGAAGGGCUCGACAACAGUUCAAACAAAACUUAUGCUCAGCGAACACAUCGAGAAACUGAUUGCUUGUCUCACUUUGAGACGACUUCAUAACGAAUACAACAACAUAUUGGAAACGGCUAUCAAAAUAGUAUUAUCACAAAGGAAUGACACUUUGCAGACACGACUUACACCACAAGAUAUCUUCUAUAGGCAAACCACUCGAGUCGAAGAACUCAUUACUGCACUCAUUGAGUACGAGAGCCAACAGAUCGACAGCAAUGCCGGCUCUUCCAGAGAUCUACUCAAUUGUCUGCUUUCAGUCAAGGUCUGUCAUUUCCGUCAAACCCAGGGCUCACUUUAUGAAUGGUCAGCCCUUUCAAAGUGUGAGUACAUUCCCUGGACGUCUACAGUAGGUGUGAACGGAAUGCGAACAUCACUUGUGAAACAGUUUGAGUUUUUGGUGAACUAUGGCAUCGAAUCGACAAAUACAUCAGCCGUUGAGGACGACAUUCAAUUGAAAGGCGCUAUUUGUCAGAAGAUGGUUGACUUAUCGGAUAUAAUACUCGACGGCUUUGUUUGUCAGUUGAAAUCCAUUGACAACACAAACAGAUAUCAGACGGUUGAGCGAAACUUUGAGUCGUGUCGCGCCAAAUGCAUUGAGCCCUUAAUGAGAGUCAAACAGUACGACAGGGCGGCAGCGCUCGCAGAAAAGUACGACCACUUCGACGCUCUCAUUGAGAUCUGCGAGCAAUUGAAUGACAGCGAAAGACUUCGCAGAUAUAUCGCUGACUUCGCCAACAAAGGAUUCGCUGAAUAUCUAUUCAAAUGGUAUCUCAAAGAAGGCAAACAGGGAAAGAUGUUGACCAUGAGUGCCAGUCUGCACACCCUCACCAACUUCCUCAAGAAUCACCAGCAGUUGAAUUGGUUGCAUCAGAUCCAUUUGGAUCAGUUCCCGGAGGCCUCCCAUACCCUCAGAGAACUCGCACAACACGAGCAAAACUAUUUGAGUCGUAAGAAAACACUUUUAAGUUUGAGUAAACUCUCAGCGCUGGCCGCCGGACUGCCCCCUCCUUCCGACAUAGACUCGGAACUGGAGCUUAUCCUAUACCAGGAAAACCUUUCCCCAGAAAUUAUGGCGAAAUCUAAUUUAGAUUUUAAUUCAAUGCGAGUCUUAUCUCCACGAGAAAUGAUUGAACUCUAUAUGAGUGAAACCGAUACAGAGAUGGAUGCAAUCAAUUUGAAGAAAGCGUUAGACUUAACCGAAUAUAUCGUCGAUUCCACUGAAAGCAGAGAAAUUGUUACAAACAUUCUGUGCAGUGCUAUCAGUAGAGAC